AUGGCUUUGGAGGGCAGCAGCUCCAUGAAGGCUGCUACAGUAUACGCAAGCGACUUCUUCCAGACUGUCCUCGGGCAAUCACCAGCCGCCGACAGAAACACGCGUGUUAACGCUACAUUAUUGUCACUGAAGCAAAUGAUCGAGAUUAAUAGCUACCGGUCUAUGGGGGAUCGAAUACCGAGUCGAAGGGAGACCCAGAAUGAUGAAACGAAACUGGUCACACUGACCAUAGUUAGUCUGUUCAUCUCCAAAGACAGACUGAUCGAUUGUUGCCGAGAGAUAUACUUCGCAGUCGAUAACCUCUCACUUCCGACCUUCUUAAUCGCAAACGCAACCUUACGUUACCUGUUCCAGGAGAAAGCUCAACAGUCGCAAGAUCCGUCGUCUCGUGAGGAGUAUUGCAAACUGUCUCAACUAUGUCGAGGCAACCUCGAGACAGCAAUGAACAAGUUCAAUGUUCUCGCGCCACCCAGCCUGGAGAACGCAGAGGCCUUCCUUCUCGGGGCCAUCUAUGCCAUCGAGGUAUCGCAACCAAUGCUUGCUUGGCAACUCGUGUCCGGCGCGGGAGGGAUAUGCCAGACGCUUGGCUGGCAUCAACUCGUUCCCAAUAGCGAUAGCACCACUGAUCGGAAAAUCUCUCUCUUCUGGCUAACUUACCUCCUUGAUAAAGGACUCUCCUUACGCCUCGGUCGACCGGCUGUUAUACACGAUGACGAGAUUACGCUACCGGAACGGCUUGACAAAGCAGAUGUACCAGGUGGCUGGAGGGACUUACUUACGCAAUGGAUCCGCCAUUCACGACUUGUUGGCAGGGCCUAUCAAGAUCUAUACAGUCCGUCGGCGCUUAGAAAAUCAGUACAAGAGCGUGGCGAGCGCGCAAGGAACUUGAUGGCAGCUCUAAAACGAAUCAUGGAUGACUCGUUGAUGCCACUUGGACAGGCACAUCUGAUGGAACGCAACACUGGGGACUUUGGAUCAGCGCCUAAUAGAAUGAUCAAGACAGUUCUGAAGGCUGAUGAGGUGUGGUACUGGACGACUCUAACAUUUAUACGAAGGGCCGUUCCUUCAACUGAAGGCGGACAUGGUGCUAGACAAAAGCUGUAUAUCUGCUAUGGUAAUGUUGCCUUACCUCCUAUCCAGAUUACACAUUGGAGAGUUCUAAUGAGUGAUUUUGUACGCAGGACAAUUAUCUACACCCCAUUCGUGCCGCUGAUUGUUGUAUUCUGCAACGUAAUCGAGACCUCCAACCCAGAAGACAUUCGCAUACUUGGGGAGUUUUGCGAAUCGUUGAAACCAUUGUGUGGUAUAUUCGAGGCUAUCCAGGAGUUACACGACCUUUGCCAAGUUCUGUACAGCCUGGCGAUCUCAUACGUCGAAGCGAAGUCACAAAGCCAAGGGGGUGUCGAUAAAAUGGUCGAAGAUGGGUUUGAUGUUCAAUCGAAGAGCACACAUGGGGCAAUGUCGUUUAGUAGUAGUUACUUCGAUAACUUUUCUAUAGGAUCGAGUAUUCUAGUGCCUCAGCCGAAUAGCCAUGUUUCGCAGGUCAGGGACUGGAUCUCGGGGAAUAUGCAUUGGAUGGAUGCUUCGCAAGAGGACUUCUCCGAGUUCUUGGCACAGUUGUCAUAG
Messenger RNA from Fusarium odoratissimum NRRL 54006, 1626 nucleotides. RefSeq lists its product as uncharacterized. The record is from RefSeq and is a predicted model, not a curated record. NCBI's taxonomy places the organism in Eukaryota, Fungi, Ascomycota, Sordariomycetes, Hypocreales, Nectriaceae. Gene Ontology annotation, biological process: DNA-templated transcription. The transcript is spliced from 4 exons. Gene Ontology annotation, molecular function: zinc ion binding; DNA binding. Bases 1 to 1626 code for a protein of 541 amino acids.